CACGCCUCCCUGGGAACCCCCUCUCCUGGGUGCUCUUUGAAGUGGAGGAGGGAGGCGGCCAGGGGGAGGAGGAGGAGGGGAGCGAGGCCGAGCCCACAGCUCUCUGCGCUCUGAGCCUCCCCCACUCAGAGCACCUGGCGCCGCCUGCCCGCCACGGCUCUGCCCCUUUCCCCAGGAGGACAACCUGCUGACCCCGGGCCAGGAUGGAUGGCGGACGGCAGCCUUCACUCUGGGUCUGGUCCCUGCUGGCUGGGGCAUUGCUGGCUGGGGGCAUGGCACCCACUGGGGCCACGGACAACAGUCCAACGUCCAACAGCCUGGAGGGGGGCACUGACGCCACCGCCUACUGGUGGGGAGAGUGGACCAAGUGGACGGCGUGCUCCCGCAGCUGUGGGGCCGGGGUGACGUCCCAGGAGCGACACUGCCUGCAGCAGAGGAGAACAUCCGUCCUGGGCGCUGGGAAUAGGACCUGCACGGGGACAUCCAAGCGGUACCAGCUGUGCAGAGUGCAGGAGUGCCCGCCGGACGGGAGGAGCUUCCGGGAGGAGCAGUGCAUCUCCUUCAACUCCCGUGUGUACGACGGGCGGACGCACCAGUGGAAGCCCCUGUACCCUGACGACUACGUCCACAUCUCCAGCAAGCCCUGUGAUCUACACUGCACCACCGCGGACGGCCAGCGGCAGCUCAUGGUCCCCGCCCGCGACGGCACGUCCUGCAAGCUCACCGACCUGCGGGGGGUUUGCGUGUCUGGAAAAUGUGAGCCCAUCGGCUGUGACGGGGUGCUCUUCUCCACCCACACGCUGGACAAGUGUGGCGUCUGCCAGGGGGACGGGAGCAGCUGCACCCACGUGACCGGCAACUACCGCAAAGGGAACGCCCACCUCGGUUACUCUCUGGUGACCCACAUCCCAGCCGGGGCCCGAGACAUCCAGAUUGUGGAGCGGAAGAAGUCUGCUGAUGUCCUGGCCCUUGCAGAUGAAGCCGGCUACUACUUCUUCAACGGCAACUUCAAGGUGGACAGCCCCAAGAACUUCAACAUCGCGGGCACCGUGGUCAAGUACCGGCGGCCCAUGGACGUCUACGAGACCGGCAUUGAGUACAUCGUGGCGCAGGGACCCACCAACCAGGGCCUGAACGUGAUGGUGUGGAACCAGAACGGCAAGAGCCCCUCCAUCACCUUCGAGUACACGCUGCUCCAGCCGCCGCACGCCCGCCGCCUGCCGCCUGUCUACUACAGCUUCUCCGAGCCCGCGUCGGAGAGCGCGGAGAGCCAGGAGCUGGACGGCGCCGCGCUGCUGGGCUUCCUGCGGCACAACGGCUCCUUCUACGGCCAGACCUCCUCCGAGCGCCUGGGCCUGGACAACCGGCUGUUCGGCCACCUGGGCCCGGGGAUUGAGCUGGGUCUGAGCAAAGGCCAGGAGACCAACGAGGUGUGCGAGCAGGCCAGCGGCGGGGCCUGUGAGGGACCUCCCAGAGGCAAGGGCUUCCGAGACGGCAAUGCCACGGGGACGGCUCUCGCGGGGGACAAGGAUGACCAGGAGGUGGACGCACGUCUCCCCUCUCAGCGGCUCCUCUCUGCCAAUGUCAUCUCCGACCAGCUCUUGGGUGCAGGCUCUGACUCCAGGGAGCUCCCCUUCAACGAGACUGGCAACAGCAUCUUUGCGCCGGGCGUGCCGAGGAGCUCGGCAGCCGAGAGCCUGUACGCGGACUACGAGGAGAACGAGGGGGCCGGCGCUUAUCUGCUCAAUGGGUCCCACCUGGAGCUGCACAGCGACGGCAUGACCAACAUGUCCUCGGAGGCCCCGUUCCCCAACGCCAGUGCCAGCCUCCCCACUUUGGCUGGGAACCGGACGCACAAGGCCAGGACCAGGACCAAGGCGCGCAAGCAGGGCGUGAGCCCGGCGGACAUGUACCGGUGGAAGCUCUCGUCGCACGAGCCCUGCAGUGCCACCUGCGCCACAGGGCUCAUGUCGACCUACGCCAUGUGCGUGCGCUACGACGGCAUAGAGGUGGACGACAGCUACUGCGAUGCCCUCACCCGUCCGGAGCCCGUCCAGGAGUUCUGCGCCGGCAGGGAGUGCCAGCCCAGGUGGGAGACCAGCAGCUGGAGCGAGUGCUCGCGCACCUGCGGCGAGGGCUACCAGGUCCGCAUCGUGCGCUGCUGGAAGAUGCUGUCCCCCGGCUUCGACAGCUCCGUGUACAGUGACCUGUGCGAGGCGGCCGAGGCCGUGCGGCCCGAGGAGCGCAAGACUUGCCGCAACCCGGCGUGCGGGCCGCAGUGGGAGAUGUCCGAGUGGUCCGAGUGCGCCGCCAAAUGUGGGGAGCAGAGCGUGGUGACCCGGGAUAUCCGCUGCUCGGAGGACGAGAAGCUGUGUGACCCCGACACCAGGCCCGUGGGGGAGAAGGACUGCACGGGCCCCCCCUGCGACCGCCAGUGGACUGUCUCCGACUGGGGCCCGUGCAGCGGGAGCUGCGGCCACGGCCGAAUGAUCCGGCACGUGUACUGCAAGACGGGCGACGGCCGGGUGGUGCCGGAGUCGCAGUGCCAGACGGAGACCAAGCCUCUGGCCAUCCACCCCUGCGGGGACAAGAACUGCCCCGCCCACUGGCUGGCCCAGGACUGGGAGCGGUGUAACACCACCUGUGGCCGAGGCGUGAAGAAGAGGCUGGUCUUGUGCAUGGAGCUGGCCAACGGGAAGCCGCAGACCCGCAGUGGCCCUGAGUGCGGGCUCGCCAAGAAGCCCCCCGAGGAGAGCACUUGCUUUGAGAGACCGUGCUUCAAGUGGUACACCAGCCCCUGGUCCGAGUGCACCAAGACCUGUGGUGUGGGCGUGCGGAUGCGAGACGUGAAAUGCUACCAGGGGACAGACAUCGUCCGGGGCUGUGACCCGCUGGUGAAGCCCGUCGGCAGGCAGGCCUGUGACCUACAGCCUUGCCCUACGGAGCCCCCAGAUGACAGCUGCCAGGACCAGCCUGGCACCAACUGUGCCCUGGCUAUCAAGGUGAACCUCUGCGGCCACUGGUACUACAGCAAGGCGUGCUGCCGCUCCUGCAGACCCCCGCACGCCUAGGCCCUGUGCCGCCCCUCGGACACCCGAGCGCCCCGCCCCUGG
Molecule: messenger RNA, 3113 nt
Organism: Neogale vison (American mink)
Lineage: Eukaryota; Metazoa; Chordata; Mammalia; Carnivora; Mustelidae
Gene: ADAMTSL2
Product: ADAMTS like 2
Exons: 19
Coding region: 204-3071 (955 amino acids)
Biological process (GO): extracellular matrix organization
Cellular component (GO): extracellular matrix
Source: RefSeq, a predicted model, not a curated record